Molecule: messenger RNA, 789 nt
Organism: Caenorhabditis bovis
Lineage: Eukaryota; Metazoa; Nematoda; Chromadorea; Rhabditida; Rhabditidae
Source: the annotation of a GenBank genome assembly
AUGGUCUCAACGUGCGCGCUUGCUAUAGUGCUCCUCUCGUGGAUUCCGCUAGCCCAACAGGUCGACAUCUGCGACAUUCUUGAUGCAAACUAUUGCUUCUACUUUUCCGAUUCGUCGUGCUACAUCGAGUUGUGCCAAUGCGACGCGUGUUCACCGGACAAAUCCGACAACUCGACGGAGGCCUCGUGUCCGUCAUGGUGUCCGCAUGUGCGCAAAAACGACACCAUCCUCAAUAUUCUUGAAAGCGGCUCGUCAAACGCGACGGCGAGCAUUUCGUUUGAAUGUGAUGAUUUGUCGAGCAACUGCCUUCAAAAUAAAGGAUACAAUGGGCACUGCUAUUUCUACGAGAAGAAUUGCGAGUACAACGAGACGAUUGCCAGCAAGGGGAAAUCCAAGGUGGCGAGAAAUAAUCAGAAGCAUUUGAAGCAGUGCUUGAAAUUCCAAAGGAAAUGCCAUCAAAAGUAUCCCGGGCAUUUUUCGUGCAAGCAAUUCCGAAAACGAUGCAAAAAUCUUGAUCUUCCCAAAUUGGGGCACGUCAAAAACUCAACGCUUCAUGAGGAGAGUUUGGAGCACUGUCUGAAAUAUCAGAAGACGUGCGCCGAGAAGUACCCGAAGCACUACGCGUGCCGAUCGUUUCGAAGAAUGUGCAAAAAAUUUGCGCUUCCCGCAAUCUCCGACAACGAGGCGUCGCCGAAGCGGCGGCACAAGAUUCAGGGAAUAAUCGGAAACUCGACGAGCGUCGUCGUCGCCGCGAAUGAGACGACAAUUGAGAAAUUAUUGAGCUUAUAA